AUGUCGCCUUCAACAAAAUCCUCAUCCAUCCUGAUCGUAGGAGCCGGCACUUGGGGCUGCAGUACGGCUCUACACCUCACGCGGCGCGGGUACACGGACGUGACGCUCGUCGACCCGUUCCCCGUACCGUCGCCCAUCUCGGCAGGCAACGACGUCAACAAGAUCGUCGAGCAGGGGCAAUUCUCUGAAGGCGAUGACGAGGCGUGGGUGUCGAAAACCCUGCUCACGAGCGCGACGCAAGGAUGGACCUCGGACCCGGUGUUUUCCCCUUACUACCAUGACACGGGGUACAUCGUGGCGGCGAGCUCCAAGGACGGGCUGAAGCAGCUUUUCGACCGCGAGCGGCCGGACGUCAACAAGGAGUUUGUGCACCUCGACGAUGCCGCGGCGUUUCGCAAGACCAUGCCCGAAGGCGUGCUAACGGGCGACUUUGCGGGCUGGAAAGGCCUGUACAAGUCGACGGGGGCCGGGUGGGUGCACGCGCGCAAGGCGCUCGUGAGCUGCGCCAACGAGGCCAAGAGACUGGGCGCCAGGUUCGUCGUGGCCGACGUCACGGAGCUGCUGGUCGAGGCCGGCGACGUCAGGGGCGUGAGGACAAAGGACGGCCGCGUGAUGCGCGCGGACACGACCGUCUUGUGCGCGGGCGCCAACUGCGACAGUCUCCUCGACUUCAAGGGCCAGCUGAGGUCGACGGCCUGGACGCUUGCGCACAUCCAGAUGACGCCGGACGAGACUCGGCUGUUCAAAAACCUUCCCGUGCUGUUCCACAUUGAAAAGGGCUUCUUUAUGGAACCCGACGAGGACAAGCACCAGUUGAAGAUGUGCGACGAGCACCCCGGCUACUGCAACUGGGACACCAAGGCCGAUGGGACCCGCGUCAGCGUACCGCUGACCGUGAACCAGAUCCCCGCCGACGCUGAGCGCCGCUGCCGCGACUUCCUGCGCGAGACCAUGCCGCAGCUUGCCGACCGGCCGUUUUGCUUCGCCCGCCUGUGCUGGUGCGCCGAUACCCCCAACAGGUCGUUCCUGAUCGACCGUCAUCCCGAGUACAAGAGUCUUGUGCUGGGCUGUGGCGCGUCGGGCCAUGGCUUCAUGCACAUCCCGACCGUGGGUGGAUUCAUCGUCGAUGCCAUCGAGGGCACGCUGGACCCACGUCUGGGCAAGAGUUUCAAGUGGCGGCCAGAGACGGCCGUCAAUAGAAACUGGGAGGACACCCAGGCGAGGUUCGGCGGCCCGAAUGCCAUCAUGGACUUGAGGACCGUAAAGGAGUGGACAAAUAUACCCCCUGAGCAACCCUUGGCGAGGCUGUAG
Messenger RNA from Exophiala spinifera, 1311 nucleotides. RefSeq lists its product as uncharacterized. Lineage: Eukaryota; Fungi; Ascomycota; Eurotiomycetes; Chaetothyriales; Herpotrichiellaceae. Bases 1 to 1311 code for a protein of 436 amino acids. The transcript has a single exon. The record is from RefSeq and is a predicted model, not a curated record. Gene Ontology annotation, molecular function: saccharopine oxidase activity; sarcosine oxidase activity; flavin adenine dinucleotide binding.